Molecule: messenger RNA, 2187 nt
Organism: Corticium candelabrum
Lineage: Eukaryota; Metazoa; Porifera; Homoscleromorpha; Homosclerophorida; Plakinidae
Product: sodium/potassium/calcium exchanger 4-like
Exons: 19
Coding region: 24-2042 (672 amino acids)
Biological process (GO): calcium ion transmembrane transport; intracellular calcium ion homeostasis
Cellular component (GO): plasma membrane
Molecular function (GO): calcium channel activity; calcium, potassium:sodium antiporter activity
Source: RefSeq, a predicted model, not a curated record
CGAGAGCAUUUGAUGAUGCAGCAAUGGGUCAGACGCACAGGAAGCAGCAUUACGUGUGUCUCUUUCUCUGUCUAGUUGCUUGUCAAGCGCACGGAUACUCUCUGAAGGAAGAUGGCCGUCGGGAUGGAAGGAUUGUUAGCACAGCUGAGGGUCACUGGUUGACACGAAGAAGGCGCCUACUGGAGGAGACAUCGUCACCUCCUGGUGGAGAUCAGACAGACGUGCCUGUCAACUGUACGGAAGAUGGAUACAUGCUGGAUGACGACUCUCGCGCUUGUGUUCGCUGCACUCCACCAGCAAUCCACGAAUUUCCAUCGGAUUUCUUCACUCAAGAACAAAGACAAUAUGGCGCUGUCUUGCUUCAUUUAAUUGCAACGUUCUAUCUCUUUGCUGCCAUUGCUCUCGUUGUGAAUGACUACUUUAUUGCAUCACUGCAACGACUGUCUGCUAGACUAGACUUGACCCAAGACGUGGCAGGAGCGACCUUUAUGGCAAUGGGUAGCUCAGCACCAGAACUGUUUGCCGGUUUUAUAGGGACGUUCAUCACAGAGGGAGACGUGGGUGUUGGUGCAAUAGUUGGCUCUGCAGUGUUCAACAUUCUUAUCCUGGUUUUCUUCUGUUCUCUGUUUGCAACAGGAGAAGUGAAAAUAAACUCAUGGCCUGUGAUUCGUGAUAACACCUUCUACUUUUUUACUAUUGCCUUGCUGCUGGUUGUGUUAAUGGAUCAGACUAUUACGUGGUACAAAUCUCUCUCUCUUGUUCUCUUGUAUGGUGUAUAUCUUAUUGCCAUGAAGUUUAACAAGCCUCUUCAAGAACGUUACGAGAGACUUCUUCGAUGGUGUAAAUCAUGUCGAACAAAGAAAGAGUCGUAUGAAGAUUGCGACGAAGAGAAACCAAUACUUUCUUCCAUGACUCCUAAGAGUGAAGGCGAUGCAACCGGCAAGAACAGUUCAAUAGAAAAAGUUGACAGAGUUGACUUACAAUCUUCUAAUAAUUACAACAACAAUGUUACUACUGGAGACAAAGACAGUGGAGACGCAAUCUCAGGUAUGUUGCCUCAUGAGUUUGCUACUUCCACAAAGGUGUGGUCUCACUGGAGAGACAAGAGAAUAGGAAGCUUUCAAGAUGCUGGAUGGCGUCUGAUGUUGACUUCGAAAUUUGCUCCACGAGUCAGAUUCAAAGCUGCCUGUAGGGUCUUGCUUGAUCAGAUGGAACAAGGAAAACGCCACGAAAUUCUGGAUGCACGUGCCGCCACUGGCAUAUCAAAUGUCGACAAACAGCCAACCGCAAACAAUACUAUUGAUCAAUAUGACGAUCCUGGUUUACCAAAUCCGUGGUUGACACCAGGUAUGAUGAAGUACUUGUUGCAUGAAUGCCAUGAUUUUUGUAAACAGACAUCGUUUGUAAUGAUUGAAGACAUGACUGACAACUCGUUCAAGAACUGUUGGCUUGUAUUCAAGUGGCUCGUCAUGCUGCCGGUCACUUUUCUCUAUUUCCUGACUAUUCCAAAUUGCAAGAAAGAGAGGUGGAAGCGUUGGUAUGUGGUCACAUUUAUCAGUUCAAUCACAUGGAUUGGAAGCUUGUCUUGGAUUCUCGUGUGGAUGAUAACGAUUAUUGGCUACACGUUUGGUAUCCCGGAUUCAGUGAUGGGAAUCACGUUUCUGGCUGCAGGAACAAGCAUUCCGGACAUUGUAGCAAGCAUUGCAGUCACAAGACAGGGUAUGGGUGAUAUGGCAGUGUCGAAUGGUCUUGGCAGCAAUACGUUUGACGUUCUUCUAUGUCUUGGAAUUCCUUGGCUGAUGAAAACGGGAAUUGUAGAGCCGGGAGGAGAGGUUGUGGUACACAGCGGUGGUCUCAAGUACACGGUGAUCAUGCUGUUUGCUACCGUCUUCAUUGUGAUCUUCAGUUUUCAUCUCAACGGCUGGAAGCUGAGCCGACGUCUCGGAUACUAUUUCGUCUGCGUAUGCGCGGGUUUCGUCACUCUCUCGGUGCUGCUCGAAUUCAACGUCUUCACGUUUGUCAAUCCGCCGCCUUGUAGCUAGUCGUCACGACUGUGUGUAGAACGCAUGCGCAGGAGAGCGAGCUAGCAUUCGACUGCCUCCGCCUUUAUUGCAACAGGAUUUAAGUACGUAUGUAUAAUUGCUCUUAUUGUAAAGCAAGUAAGAAUUUAUUUUCUAUUAUAACAAA